AUGGAAUCAUCAUCUGAGGUCAAAAGAUCAACCCACGUCAUCAAUGUACAAGCAAAUGAAACUGUAUUGACUGCACUUCCCUAUGGACCUCACAGUUCUCUGCUGGAAUUGCUGAAGGGAGAGCCAAAAGUCUUGGGGGCUGCCCAGGCCCUGCUUGCCCUGACCACUGCCGGCAUCGGAGCUAUAUUUGCGUUCAAUUACUUCAACUUCGCCCAAAGAUUCCCCCUGGUUUUCUUGACAGGAUAUCCAUUUUGGGGAGCGUUCAUUUUUACUAUUACAGGGUACCUCACAGGAGCCAACAGUAAUGACAAGUGUAUGGGACGAGGUAUCACGAGCCUGAAUCUCAUCAGUUGUGUGGUCGCAGUGGCUGGAAUCUUUCUCACCAUCAUCAGCUACAGAUACCAACACAGAUACUGCCAGGGGCCUUCCCUUGAAGGAAUAUGUGUGAUAAGUAGAGUCCUUUACAAUGGAAUUUUGUCGGUCUUACUGAUCAUCAGCAUAGCAGAGCUCAGCAUCGCUGUGACGAUCGCCUCCUUUAGAAGCAAGUGCUGGGCAAAUUCAAACAAGAUUGUGUUUUUCUUGCCUUCGGAUGUUACUCAAGAGAGUGAACUAUCUGUUCCUGAUGAAAAUGCUGUCAUACAAUUUGAGCUACAAGAAGAGUCUACAAGUGAUGACUCAAGGACAAACAUAAAACCUGCUUUCUUUGGAGGCUAUUCAUUCUUCAAGUUAAGAGUCACGAAAAAUCAGUUUACCUUCCAACAUGCAGGCAGGAGAGGCAGCAAUAGUUUCAACACAUCUUCUCUGUUUAUGGCAGAUGAACAACAGAAAUACAUCCCCCAAACUUUAAGCCUUUAUGGGGAAGAAGUGGAAGUGAAACAUUUGCCUCCCAUCCUAGAGAAAAAGCCCUCAGAAACCAUGGUGAAUUCUGAACCACUGAAUGAUGAAGACCUACGAGCUGUUAUCACACAAUCCCCAGAAGAGAAAACUCCAUUGUUGCAGGACCAAGCCUCCAAACCCCAACUUUCUCCAUCUUAUUCUGUAAAAAGUGUCCAUGAUUUACCACCCCAAGACUUGCCAUCCCAAGCUUCGAGAGCUGAAACUUCGCCAGAACAAGACUUGCUAUCUGAAGCGUCAACAUCUCAUGUCACAGAGUCCCAUGGAACUACAUCCCAAGACAAGCAAUCCCAGGGCAUACCACCACAACAUACACAAUCCCAUGACAUGCUAUCUGACUACCUACCGUCCCCAGACAUGCCUGCCCAAGACCUCCCUUUCCAAAGACAAGCCCUGACAUUACAAGCCAUACCAUUUGGAGCCACCUCGUUCCUGUCUGUGCGGUCCUCUGAUAUGCAACACCUAGAUCAACGGUCUCUGGAUUUUCAACUACAGAAUGUCCAAUCUCAAGAACAGAGAGCUGUGCAUUUAUUAUAUCAAGACAUUAAGUCGGAAGUCAUGUUAAUGACCGAAGGAUGGAAACCUGAGGAGGGACUUCAGAGCAGGAGACCAUCAAAGCAGCUUUCCCAACUACAGCAAAGCAAAGGCUGUCCGUGUGCAAAACAGAAGCCCCUUGCCAUGGACACUCAAGACCAACCGUCUGCAAGGAGGAGCUCCCUAGACAAGCACAUCAAAAGCUGGCUGUCUCCAAAAAAGCAAUAUCUAGAUAAGGAAAUUCAAGUUAGUCAAACCAUGCUGCAACUCCCAGAUCAGCAAGCUGAGAACCUGCGAAUCCAAGAGGAGAAACCCCCAAGGCAGCUAUACCAAGAUAUGCAAAUCCAGGAGUACCAUGACUGGCAGUCUCCAGACAGGAAAGUCCAAACCUGGCAAUCUUUAGGCCAACAAUCCCAAGAAUGGAGAACUCAAGACUGGAAAAGUAGAGAAUGGGAAAAACGAGAACGGCAACUUGAAAUGCAGCAUUCCCAAAACUGGGACUUCCAGACCUGGCAAACCCAAGAGCUACAAGUGAAAGAAUCCCGAAAGCAGAGAUCUCUAUUCCAAGAAACCCAGCCUCUGUAUGCCACUAUUCCAUCUGACCCAGAUGAACAAUCCCAAGAUGUUCUACAAGACAGUCAGCACCAAGAUAAAGACCAACAAGACCUUCAAUUCGCAGGAAUCCAAAAAGAAGUUAUGGAAACAGAUGCUGUGCAAACAAGGGACAUCAAAUCAGAGGAUCUGAGUUGUGGAAAAAGCCAGACUCCAAGUGACGUGCAAUCAGAAGAUGCGAAGUCAUAUUUUAACUGUUUCUCCUACCAAAGCUCAGUACAGGAACUUCAAUCCACAGGAAGUCAAAAACAAGAUAUGGAAACAGAUGCUGUGCAAACAAGGGACAUAAAAUCAGAGGAUAUGAGUUGCAGAAUAAGUCAAAGCCCAACUGACUUGCAAUCAGAAGACGUAAAACCAGAUUCUAACUGUUCUUCCUACCAAAGCUCAGUACAAGACACGUAUCAUGCCUAUAUGUCUGAUAAAAAUUCAGGACAAGAUGUGAAACAAGACACAUCAAGUUGCUCAGCUGUAUGCAAAGGAGACCCGCCUUUAGCUUCUGCCUCCUGUGACUCAAAAGAAAGACAGCAAUCUGAAGACUCGGGCUAA
This is a messenger RNA of Rangifer tarandus platyrhynchus (Svalbard reindeer), 2586 nucleotides long. Lineage: Eukaryota; Metazoa; Chordata; Mammalia; Artiodactyla; Cervidae. The record is from the annotation of a GenBank genome assembly.